AUGUACACCAAGUUCAAGAGCACGUUCGAGCCGGAAGUCGAAGACCUCUUGGCCAAGCAUAUUGCUCGGAAAUGCCAAGAGCGCGGUGAGACACCCCAAACUUCCUCGGUCUCGCCAGAAGAGGACGCAGACGACUUCGAGAUCAAGGUGUAUGUUCUGGGCAAGCAUUUGUUCUACACUUUUGGCUGGCAGUAUUCAAGAGCAGCCUUUGUGAAGGUGCUAGCUGAUAUCUCCUCAACUCUCAUGCCCUUGCUCCAAAAAAAGCUGGUUGACUACGUGGAGACCAAGGGUUACGGGGCCAACACCAGCACGGGAAAGGGAGUCGGCUACGCUAUCGGGGCGUGUGCCAUGAUCCUGUUCUCUGGCAUUUGCAUCAAUCAUUAUUUUUAUAAUGCCAUCACCACGGGAGCCAAGGUGAAGGCCGUUUUGACGAAAGCGUUGUUGGAAAAAAGUUUUAAGCUCGACGCCCGCGGAAAGCACAGAUUCCCUGUGGGCAAGAUAAAUUCUAUCAUGGGAACGGAUCUCGCAAGAGUCGAUCUCGCUAUCGGCUUCUUCCCCUUUCUGUUCAUCUUCCCUGUUCCCGUUAUUAUUGUCGUUGUGAUGCUGAUUGUGAAUAUCGGGGUUUCAGCUCUGGCAGGCAUUGCCGUGUUUGUUUUCUUCACGCUUUUCACAGGGGGCCUCAUUAGAUACCUUUUCAAGCUGAGAGUGAGGGCCAACGUGUUCACAGACCAAAGAGUCAACCUGAUCAAGGAACUUUUGAAAAAUUUCAAGAUGAUCAAGCUGUACGGCUGGGAAAACUCGUAUCUGCGCUCCUUCCAGAAGAUCCGUUCCCAGGAGAUGUCGACGCUGUUCAAGAUGCAGGGAGGCAAGAACGUCCUGAUCGGAAUCUCGCUCUGGAUGCCUCUGGCUGCCUCGAUGGUGGCAUUUCUGGUUCUGCACAGCCUGAAGAGCAGCCGCUCUGUUGGAGACAUUUUCUCGUCUCUGACUCUUUUCCAGGUUCUUACCCAGCAGUUCCUAUUGGUUCCUGCCAGUCUUGCCAUGUCCAGUGACAUGGUCAUUGGACUCAAGCGUGUUUGUCAAUUGCUUUCCUGUCCGGAGGACAAGGAGCUGGACAAGUUCUUCGACGACCUCGACGACGAGAAGCUGGCCAUGAAGAUCGAAAAUGCCAGCUUCCAAUGGCACACUUUUGAGGAAGAUGUGGCCGAGGACAAAAACGAGAGCGUGAAGAGUACCAAGAGCACCAAGAGCUCGACAAUGACCGAGGAGCAGGACGUUGCCGAGAAGGAGUCGCACGAGCGAGAGGAGCUGUCCAAGACCGAUUUCCCCGGGCUGCUCCACUUGAACCUGUCUAUCAAGAAAGGCGACUUUGUGGUUGUCACAGGCUCUGUUGGGUCUGGAAAGUCGUCGCUUCUGAACGCCUUGUGCGGCUUCAUGCCCAAGACCGAAGGAAGAGUCUGUAAAAAUGGUAGCAUUAUGCUCUGUGGUGUUCCGUGGGUGCAGAAUGCCACCGUGAAGGACAAUAUCACGUUUGGCCGGCCUUUUGACCAGGAGAAGUACGACACUGUUGUGAGAGUGUGCUCCUUGAAGGGAGACUUUGACCAGCUGCCGGGAGGAGAGCUCACAGAGGUGGGCGAGCGUGGUAUUACUCUCUCUGGAGGCCAGAAGGCGCGGAUCAACCUUGCGCGGGCCGUCUAUGCUGACCGAGACAUUAUCAUGCUGGACGACGUUCUGAGUGCCGUGGACGCCAAGGUGGGCAAGUUCAUCAUGGACGAGUGCAUUCUUGGAUAUCUCAAGGACAAGACGCGGAUCCUUGCCACGCACCAGCUUUCGCUGAUUGGCUCUGCCGACAAAAUCAUGUUUCUGAACGGCGACGGUUCUGUCGACUGCGGAACGUUUGCCGAGCUCAGGAGCAGAAACGCCGAGUUUGUGAGACUUAUGGAGUUCAGUCACGACGUCGAGAAGGACGAUGACGAGGAGACACUGGAAAACGAGAAGAAAGGCUUUUUCGACGACGAAGACAAGGGAAGACUCGUCCAGGCCGAAGAAAAGGCGGUGAACGCAAUCUCGUGGCAGGUGUACAAGUCGUACAUCAGCACCGGAUCCGGCAAGCUCAAGGCCUUGCUCCCGAUGCUCUUUUUCCUCAUCAUUGCGGUAACCACUUUCCUCACCCUCUUCACCAACAACUGGCUGUCUUUCUGGAUCAUCGACAGAUUCCACCGCCCAAAGAAGUUCUACGAGGGCAUCUACAUCAUGUUCACUAUGCUGGUUAUGGUGUUCAACGUUCUGCAGUUCAUGAUUCUCGUGUACUUCUGCAACAGAGCAGCGCUGCGACUCAACAUCAUGGCCUUCAAGAGAGUUUUGCAUGCCCCAAUGUCGUUCAUGGACACGUCUCCUAUGGGACGCGUUCUCAACCGAUUCACCAAAGACACCGACGCCCUGGACAACGAGAUCCAGGACCAGCUCAGAAUGUUCCUCAAUCCGGCAGCCACCAUCAUCGGCACGCUCGUUCUGUGCAUCAUCUACCUCCCGUGGUUCGCCAUAGCCAUUCCGUUCUUGGCAAUGCUGUUUUUCCUGGUGUCUUCGUUCUACCUGUCCAGCUCGCGAGAGGUUAAGCGGCUCGAAGCCGUGAAGAGAUCGGUGGUGUACUCGCACUUCAACGAGGCGUUGUCUGGAAUGGACACCAUCAAGGCCCACGGCUCCACGGAGCGGUUCCUCAAGGUCAACGAAAAGCUAAUAGACAACAUGAACGAGAGCUACUACAUUGUCGUCGCUAUUCAGGGAUGGCUUGCCAUUAGUUUGGACACCGUUGCGACGCUGCUGUGUCUGAUAGUUGCGCUGCUCUGCUGUUUCCGCGUGUUCGACAUCAGCGGAGCUUACACCGGUCUGCUGCUCACGUACGUCUUGACCAUUGCGGGUCUGUUGAGUUUCAUGUUGAGAUCGCUGACAGAGGUUGAGAACCAGAUGAACUCCGUCGAAAGAGUCAAUUACUAUGCCACCAGUAUCAAACAGGAGGCGCCUUUCGAGAUACCAGAGAACGACCCAGAGCCUAGCUGGCCUGCUGUGGGGGCCGUGAAGUUUGUCGAUGUCAGCAUGAGAUACAGGGAAGAGCUUCCGCUGGCCGUCAAGCACCUCAACAUCGACGUCAGGGGCGGCGAGAAAAUCGGCAUUUGCGGCCGCACGGGAGCCGGAAAGUCGAGUAUCAUGUACUGUUUGUUCCGGCUAGCCGAAUUCGAGGGCCAGAUCCUAAUUGACGGGGUCGACAUAUCGAGGAUCGGGCUGCACAAGCUGAGGUCGCGGCUGUCCAUCAUUCCGCAGGACCCUGUUCUCUUUAGGGGCACCGUGCGCUCGAACCUGGAUCCAUUUGACGAGCACGACGACGAGACACUGUGGACCUCGCUGGGCAAGGCAGGUCUUAUCGAUAGGGCGCUUCUGCCGCAGGUCAAAGAGCAGAGCAAGGGAGACGCCAAUCUGCACAAGUUUCAUCUGAGUCGGACUGUUGAGGACGACGGUUCGAACUUCUCUCUGGGUGAGAAGCAGCUGAUCGCAUUGGCCAGAGCCCUUGUCAGGGGCACUAAAAUCCUGGUUUUGGAUGAGGCCACUUCGAGCGUUGAUUACGAGACGGACGCCAAAGUUCAAAAAACCAUUACCGAAGAGUUUAGUGAUUGCACGGUGUUGUGCAUUGCACACAGAUUAAAGACAAUUGUGAAAUAUGACCGGAUCAUGGUUAUGGACAAGGGACAGAUCGCCGAGUUCGACACUCCACGGACUCUCUACGACCAGAAAGGCAUUUUCCGGUCGAUGUGCAACAAGAGUGGUGUUUCUGAGGCCGAUCUAAAAUAG
This is a messenger RNA of Ogataea angusta, 3840 nucleotides long. RefSeq lists its product as uncharacterized. Gene Ontology annotation, molecular function: ATP hydrolysis activity; ABC-type xenobiotic transporter activity; ATP binding. Gene Ontology annotation, biological process: transmembrane transport. The record is from RefSeq and is a predicted model, not a curated record. The transcript has a single exon. Lineage: Eukaryota; Fungi; Ascomycota; Pichiomycetes; Pichiales; Pichiaceae. The coding region runs from base 1 to 3840 and encodes 1279 amino acids. Gene Ontology annotation, cellular component: plasma membrane.